This is a messenger RNA of Auanema sp. JU1783, 669 nucleotides long. Lineage: Eukaryota; Metazoa; Nematoda; Chromadorea; Rhabditida; Rhabditidae. The record is from the annotation of a GenBank genome assembly.
UUGAGUAAACAUUCUCGCUAUCUGCUCCAAUCUGAUACUAUGAACAAUAAUAAAAAAUUUUCUAUUAAUAAUUUGCUUCAAUCAGCUGUAGCUGAUUCAUCUUGUCAAAAGUUGGCAGAAACUCCAUCUACCUCAUCACCUAAUCAGCAUCAAUUAGGAAGCCUAACGCCGACUUCUGUUUCAAACCAAGCCAUGUCAAUAUACAAUGCUGCCAACAUUAUGAAUUUACAGCUGGCGGCUGCUCAAAUGGCUGAAAUUUCAAACUUUGCAAAUCCAUCAACUAUUUCUCCUGUUUCUGCAACAAACUUUCUUGGAGGAACUUCAAUACCAUCUGUUCAGAACAUUUUUGAUUCACCUCUCAAUAGAUAUUUGUUUUUUUCUAAUUUUCCAGCCAAAAGCUCACAAAAAAGGAAAGGAGGUCAAAUCAGAUUUACAAACGAGCAGACAGAUGCUUUAGAAUCUAAGUUUGAUUCUCACAAAUACCUUAGUCCUCAGGAGAGGAAGAAGCUGGCUAAAUCGCUAAGUCUGAGUGAACGUCAAGUUAAAACUUGGUUUCAAAACCGUCGAGCUAAAUGGCGUCGUGUUAGAAAAGAUGGAGAAGAAGAAGAAGAUCUACCUAAUCGAAAUGGCCAACAGAAAUCUCUUGUUCUUGUAUGUACUGCUCGCUAA